Molecule: messenger RNA, 8618 nt
Organism: Sceloporus undulatus (fence lizard)
Lineage: Eukaryota; Metazoa; Chordata; Lepidosauria; Squamata; Phrynosomatidae
Product: HMG box transcription factor BBX-like
Exons: 18
Coding region: 365-2950 (861 amino acids)
Biological process (GO): regulation of transcription by RNA polymerase II
Cellular component (GO): nucleus
Molecular function (GO): DNA-binding transcription factor activity, RNA polymerase II-specific; RNA polymerase II transcription regulatory region sequence-specific DNA binding
Source: RefSeq, a predicted model, not a curated record
UCGACCCUGUUGGAAAGUUUGUCACACAACAGAGAGAAAAGGGGUCUACGCCUGUAUGCGUCACUAUCACAUGACAAACGCUUGGAGACAGCUUAAUUUUCCUCUGCCUGCCUGCAAUUUCCAUUUGCCUUUCUGGCUCUUCUUUUUGGUCUUCCUGGAAGUGUCUCCUGCUGCCACCCUAUUUAUUGUGGGAACCUGCAAUGAUGGAGUAGUGGAAGAGCAGAUACAAGGGAUUGGCCUCUAAACUCAAGGUUGUGUGGGAAUAUUGCUGAGGGUAGUGAACUGUAAUGUUUGGAAGAAGGAGACUGAAGGUGAGAGGAUGCUUCAGUAGAAGAGAGGAUAAUGAUUGUGAUCCCAAAUCCAUAUGCCUGUCACAGUAAUGAAAGGCAGCAGUAGGAAUAAAGACCAUUCAACAGACGGAGAGGGGACUGGAAAGCGACCAAAGAGAAAGUGUCUUCAGUGGCAUCCGCUACUUGCAAAGAAGAUUAUUGACUUUUCUGAAGAGGAGGAGGAAGACGAGGAAGAAGAAGAUAUUAAGGUCCAUCUUCUUAGCACUGAUGGUCUUGAGCACGAUGCAGACGAAACAGAAGAUGAAGAAUCUUCAGAGCAACGAGCUCGCAGGCCAAUGAAUGCAUUCCUUCUCUUUUGCAAACGUCACCGCUCCCUUGUACGGCAAGAACACCCCCGUCUGGACAACCGUGGCGCUACCAAGAUACUGGCAGACUGGUGGUCUGUUCUAGACCCUAAAGAAAAACAAAAAUACACAGACAUGGCCAAGGAGUACAAGGAUGCAUUUAUGAAAGCAAAUCCUGGCUACAAGUGGUGCCCACCUACAAGCAAACCUGUGAAAACCCAGUCAUCCACUGUUACUAACCGAAAGAAGCUGUGGGCAUUCCCAUCAGAAUCUGCAAAAGAUUUGCCAAGUCCCAAAAAGUUGGUGAAGAAAGAAGAAAUGCCUCAGCUGAACUUUGCAAUGGCAGAUCCUACACAAAUGGGAGGCCUCAGUAUGCUACUGUUAGCAGGAGAACAUGCCUUGACUGCACAAGAAGUUUCUUCAAGUACCUGCUGUUCUGAUUCAUCUAACUCUACUGAAGGAUGUAUAAAGUCUCCGUUGUUUCAGUUUGCAGAGAUUUCUUCUAGCCCAUCACAGCUAGAUGCCCCUGCGGAUUCAAAAGAAAAUGAUGAAUCAGCUCUGUUUCAUUUUUCAGAGCUGGGGAGUCCUGAACAUUUGAAGCACUGCAGGAAAUCAGCACUCUUCCAAUUGGCGGAGAUUUCGUCUAGUACAUCCCAUUCAGGUCCUCCUGAAUUAACAAAGCAUUGUGGGACAUCGGCAUUGUUUCAGUUGGCAGAGAUGUGCCUUGCAUCCGAGGAAGUAAAGGUGAGGGAACCUGGGAUAGUUAAACUAGAAGCAUCUAGGAUCAUCAAGGCCUUUGAAUCACCUGAGCAGGUAAAAGUUGAGGAACCAGAAAAGGUCAAAGUAAAAAUAGAAAAAUCUCUGAAGACAAAGGGCCAUGAACAUGAAAAGACAAACACUGAAGUGUUGGAGGAGAUGGCAAGAUGCUGCCUGGCUACAGAUCCCGCACUGGACAACACAACACUAGUUGCACCUGACAGCUCAAUUGCCAAGGACCCUGCAUGCUUUUCCCAAGAACUUGCAAUGGCCAACAUCAGCACCUUAGGAUUAAGCAAGCCAGAAAAGCUAAAAAAGAAAAAAAAGAAAAAUAAACUGGACCGGCAAGAACUUGAAAAAUGUACCUCUAAGAAAGCUUGCAAAAAAAGGCAGUCUUCUGAAUCAGACAUUGAGAGUGUCAUUUAUACUAUUGAAGCAGUUGCAAAAGGGGACUGGGGAGCAGAGAGACUCAUAGAAGUGCCCCAUAAGAAAAUCUGUCCUCCUUCAACAGUGAAGGGGAACAUCUUGGACACAAAGUCACCAAAGAAAAAAGUGAAGUCAAAACAGAAGAAAGCACUGAAGGAAAAAUGUGUAGAUACCCCCAAAGAAUCAAAGCCCCAUGAUGUUAACAUUACAGAAAACAAGGAGCUGCUAUGUGAGGCACCUGAAAACAUCAAAACAGAACCACUAACACCAAUGGAGGACGUAAUGCCACAGGGUUUACCAGAGCAAGUCAAAAUUGAGGAUAGUGACUGUAACAAAAAGGCAGAGACAUGUGGCGCUAGAAAAUCAGAGAGAGCUUGCAAGGGUGCUCUGUAUAAAACUCUGGUGUCAGAGGGCAUGCUUACAUCCCUCCGUGCCAAUGUUGAUAGAGGGAAACGAAGCUCAGGAAAAGGUGGCAACUCUGAUCAUGAAGGAUGCUGGAAUGAAGAAAACUGGGCAUUUUCCCCAGUGGGAACAAGUGGGAACAAAAAGCUUAAAAAACCUAAGCCAAAGGAAGAAAUUGUUUUGGGCUUAGCAAAGCUGGAAGAAGAAUUUGAGAAAAAAUUCAACAGCCUUCCUCAAUUCAGUCCUGUCACAUUUGACCGGAAGAGUGUGUCUGUACCAAGAAAAAAGAAAAAGGUUGGGAGCUACUCAGCAGACCAACCAAAAUCUAACAAAGAGUCUGCAGCAACACAAGAACCCUUGGUUGGCAGCCAGAAAAGAAAAGCAAGGAAAACCAAGAUUACACAUCUAGUCCGGACUGCAGAUGGCCGGGUCUCGCCAGCAGGUGGAGUUUUAGAAGAGAAACCAAAGGAGCAACUGCAGAGUAGUCUUCAGAAAGCAAAUACGGGAACUGACUGCAGCGAAGAAUCCUCCCAAAACGCUGAAUUGGAGGAAGGUCAUAGUAUUACACCAGACAUGCCAUCUGUAUCUGCCUUCUUUAGCUUAGCUGCUCUGGCAGAGGUGGCAGCAAUGGAAAAUGUACACAGGAAUCAGAGGACAGCACCUCUCCCUUGUGAUGGACAGCCAAAAGAAAUGUCUCAGGCUCCAGUGCUUAUUUCCUGCGCUGACCAGUGAAGCUCUACCCUAUUGUAAAACAUUGUGCUUUACCUAAUAUCCUAGCCUUGUCUUUACCAAUGGAUACUAGUCAGUCCAUGUGAUGGAGGAAUCCAUAGACUGAAAAUGAGUGGUUCGUGUUCAGUGUGGCACAGAUUUCACUGAUACCUUGGGACGGGUCCCUUCCAGUUUGGGGCCCAGAAUCUAUUCUAAGGGGGAUGUUAUUUUUCUGUUAAGAAACAGAAAUGAAAAGAUCUGGAGUUUUGUUUUGUAUUGAAGGUUUUUAAAGUGGUAAAUGUAUAGUUACAUGGAAGAGGCAGACUUUACUGUAGCUCACACAGCAUCUGUUUUAUCAACCAGAGUUUGGAAAGUAGUUUCAUAUAAUAACUAGUUACUCUAAACAAAAAUUCAGAGGAGGAGAUGGGGGAAAGGGGAAGAAACUGAUGCACUGCACUAGUUACUAGAUAUUCUUAGUCCUUUUUGUACAUGAAGAUUUAUGUUCUGAGAUGGUUUAUAUAAUAGGUUAUGCCUACAUUUAUAUUUUAGAAUGAAUUUUAAGAACCUGUUUGGAAAAUCCAAGAAAGCAUGGGCAGGUGUGCUAUUGUUAGCGGUCUAUGUGCCGUUGUAUGGCCCAGGAGUUCUGCACUUUUUUUGUAUUUGCCACCAGGGGGUAGAGUUUAUUGGCAAAAAAUGUUGACAGGCUUUAUUUUGCUUGGUUUUUUUAAAAAAAUUAAGCAUAGAAUAAUGAGCAUGAUUUGCAUUUGAAAGAAAGGUUUGACAUAUUGAUAAGAACAAUACUACAAAUUAUUGAUUUGUCUUUCAAGCCUUGCAGGGUUCAUUUAUUUUUGGAUAGAAGUCUAAAAUAACUAUGUGGAAACUAAAGCAGUGAAAUGGGUGGCGGGGGGGGGGGGGGAUACUAUUAAUAUGUUGUUCAGAAGUGACCUUAGUAUUACUUCACUCUUUGGGGGAAAACAACCUUUUCUAUUGACAUGCACACUGAUGUACAUAUUUUGCAUUUUACAGACACUGGAAUUGUCAUAAAUACUAUGCACAGUCUAAAUUGGCUUCAUCAGUUGUAUGAAGUGCUAGUGCUAGUUUGAGAGGGUAAAGUGCUGAGUGUCACAUUAGUAAGGGAUGAAGGAGAAAUGAAGUUACAGAAUUAGGCUGUCAAAGAGAUCCUUUUCCAGUUCAUGUUUUUUGUCUUGAUUCUGUGUUGUAUCUUACUCCCAUGCACACAUCUCAUGCCAUGGCAGAGUCCAGAUUAUUCUAAAAACCAUUUCCUUCUGUUUAUUAACCCCACACUGAUCUCAGUUGCCAGUCAUCUGACACAGUACACAUGGAGCAAUUUUGGCUGCUGUUGCUCAUUUACUUUUUCAAAUCACAAUCCCACUGAUCAGCUGCCUGUUCUUGAAGAGCUGAUUCAUAGGAUUUCCCCUUCAGACCUACACCCCCAUUUGUUGGACCAGGAAGGGUAAUUGUGUAGACAGCAGCACCUGUUUGUAUGCACAGUUCCCUGUCCAGCUAAAAGUACACAAAUGGAAGCCUGCUUCCACACACACAAAGCCCCUGGCUGGAUCAGGGCAGUGUUGUUCCUAGCAGUAAAAAAUGAAUUAUUAUUAGAAUUCGACAUGAAGCUGCACACUCAACACAGGGUACUUCUUCCACAGCACAAGAUGUUUCCCUAUUUGUUUUGCAUCAUAGCACAAAGACUUCUUAACCAAAUGCUAUUGACCAGACCCCAGCAAUAAUUUUCUAUAAGUCGUCUUGUCUCUGGUGGAAUUUUGUGAUAGCAUUCAAUUCAGCAAGACUCUUUUUUAUUGAUUAGGCUCUAUACGAUGAGAGUUUACACAAUUUUAUCAGGCUUUCUUAAUUUAUACUUGACAGAAUUGAUAAAGGAUGUGUGUUUGGGGGUUUUAUUUUUUAUUUUAUUUUUUGUAAUUGGAUUUAAUAGCCAUAUGAAAAGUGACUCUUAAAACCUGCUUGGAUUAGCCUUUAAUUGUUGUAAUCAGUGCAUGUCUUUCAGUGUCUGUGUCAAUCUCAGACAAUUCACACACAUUGUAAUAACUGGAGAAAAUGUCAUUUCAACCCAUGUAAAAAUCAGAGACUUACUCACAGAUGUAAAGGUUGAAGAAGUGGAAGAAGGAAAAAUGCAAGAAAGAGAAAGUUACAUACUUUUAGAAAAUUUAGGUAGAAGAAUAUUCCACAUGCCUCUGGAGCCUGCCAUACUAUUUUAAUAGCUCAAUUUUCUGGAAAUUUUCUAAAUUAUUGUGUCAUCAUGCCAUAUUCUUGGGCAUAUAUUGUUAUAGUUUUAGAAUUGUAGGCCCAUGUAUUAGCUGUGGUUCAAACCUUUAAGUAGCUGAAAUCUAAAUCCUAUAUGGUUCAGCCUGUUCAGUACCACCAUCCUUGCACCAUUUUAAAUUUGAGUAUUGUUUCUAAAACAUCUCUUUAUAUGAAUGGUGCCUUUUAAAAGAUGCAGACAGUUAGGGUUUUUCUUUCCCCUAUGUGAAUUAAUUCCUUGAUUAUCCUUCUUUCCUAAACCGCAGUUAUUAUCUCUUAGACACGGGACUGAAUUUGGAUCAAAUUUACUGACUGUGAGUGUUUUCUGAUGCUUGUAAACCUUUCUGUAGAUCUGCUUAUUUUUUUAGCAAUUAGGCACCGAGAGCAACAGAAAUUUUACUUAUAGUACUUUGGGAGCACAAUUCACUUGGAUAUUGUUCUGCCCAAACCCCAUGGGAAUGCGCAUUAAGUUUUUACACAGAUCCCAUUCCUUUCAGUGGGGUUUCUUCAAGAUAAUUUCCAGAUAGAUUGUGCACUCUGGCUCCCCUCCCCCCCCUUUUUUUUUUUUUCUUGAUUCUCUAAAUGAUGUCUUGAUUUCAGUAGGGAUAUUUACAGAAAUUGUUAGAAUGGAUAUCCCUAAGUUCAAAUAGAAACAAUUGUUAGCAUAAAAAAAAUCAAUCCAACAAUGUACUGUUUAAAUGUCUGUUUUUGUUUUUAAUUUCCAUUAUUUUGUGUUUUUCGAAAAUGAAUUUCUGUGGCAUGUAUAUACCAGCAGUGUUGCCCUUCCAUUUAUAUCCAUGAAUUCUUAUAGAAACAGCAAUGUUGCACCUUAAAUAUUUCAAACAAACCAAAAUAUUAUGUUAUCCGCUUUAGUGUUUAUUCCAAUAUUGUUAUAUUAUAGUUUACCAAACCCAUUCUAACUUAGCAAAAGCUAUCAGUAUUUAUGCAUUUAACAAUAUUCUCUAGAUUUGAACCUGUGUAUGUCUUUUUUUUACAAGAAAUUUAAAUAAGAUAAAUUAUUCUUGCCCUCUUCUAUGGUUUCUUAAUGAAAGGGAGGAUAUAUUUCUCAAGUGUAAAAUUUAGCACUGUCCCAUUUCCAUUGUCGUUGUUUAUUUAUUUAGUGACCUUUGAUAUUUCAUAUACUGUACUGUAGUUUUGAGGUAUACACAUAGUAGCUGAUACUGCAAGCAAAGAAUCAGCUGGGAGAAGGAUACUGUAAUGUCAUGUUCAUGAAUUUGUGUUAGUACUGUAUUAGAUGAAGGGAUUAGAAGGAAAUUCUGCAAAGUAUUUAACAUGUACAUUUGAUUUUGAUUUUCCUGUUGGGGUGUUUUCCAUAUACAAGACCAAAACUGAUGUAAAAUCUUGUGGAGCUGAUAUCAUGCUGUUGUACUUAUGACAGUAAUUUCCUCUGGAUUGUACUGUGAUUCCAGAAAUAGGAUAUAUUUAUUUAAGAAGAAAUAGUGUGCUUUUUUUUACUAAUACAUUAUACAAAGCAAUGAGCCAAGGAGUUCAAUCUUUGCCUCACUGUCCAGCUUAUAGUUCAGUCCCCAACUUUCAGAAUUGACUUUGAAAUUGUUGUGGUAUUGGGAUAAGCAACAGGGUAUAAUGGGCUCCAAGUUUUUUUUGUUUUUGUUUUUUGUUAUUAUUAUUAUUAUUAUUAUUAUUUGAUAGUGGACUUGGUUGCUGCUUCUAAAUAACACAAGUAGCAUACAUGUAGCUGCUAGUUACUUGAGAGUUGCUUGCUCUGUUCACUUGCAAACCCACAAGAGUUGUACACUGUGUGCCACAACAAGGAAAGACAUAAUACAAAGUGUCUGCCUGUCAGAAAUGGUGUAUCCCUAAGCUGAAUUGGCCAAUAUAUAAAGAUAGAGUGAGAGAUGCAUUAAAUUUUACCUUUCUGCAGAGAUAUACAAAAGGCAUAGUUUGGAUGGUGCUUCCUACCAUCCACAGCAGGAAGAGUAAAGUGAAAACACACACUGAAUUCAUAUGAUGAGUGAUGAGAAAUUUUAUAAAUGUAGCCAGAGAUGUAUGUAUCCUGCUACAUUUGCAGACUUCUUGAUAAAGAGUCAGACUGGCACAGAUUAACCUCGCUGCUGGGAAUGGAGAAAAUCCACAUACAUGUCUUGUUUAUGUGGAGCCUCAAUUGCAGAAUUGGGGGCACCAGCAUAUUGUGACUAUAACACAAUACAGUUGUCUGUAGUGAUCAACUAUACAGAGGAUUUUCAACCAACCGUGUGAAAAGGACUGUAGGAAUGUUUUCUAAAUGAACAAGGGGAACACCUUCUGUACCACAUUGGGGAUCAUUUAGACAGCUAUCACUGAGUUAUUAAGUGAUACUUUUUUCAGUCAUUCAUGGAAGGGAGAGAAGAUGCUGGUUUAAUAUAACCUUAGUAUGGAGCAUUAGAAUAACACAAUUUUUCAUGAUUGUGUCAUGUUCAGCAACUGUAAGAAAUGUUUUCAUUUUAAAGAUAAUAGCUAGGGAACUGGGUUAAUCAAAAAGGCAGGGUUUUCAGGUUUUCAUUUUGAUGGGAGAGGGGUGGGGUUUAUAUUCUGUGAAGGAAAAGAAAUAUGGUAAAGACUAUAAUGAUUGUUGGGCUUGCCUUGUACUUUUGUGUAUUUAUGCCUCUCAGCAGCUCUCUGUUCUACAACUAAUUCUAAUAAUGCUACCUCUAUUAAAGGCUACUGCAGUUGACUUCCAUUUGUUUUCAAGAUUCCUCAUGAAAUCUUCCUGAGCUAAUGGAUAUUUAGUUUGAAUUACUCUCCAGUACAUUUUUAUUUCCUAAAAACAGCAGCAAUUCUGUACAGGGGACAGUGUAACUCUCAAAACUGAUAUCUAUAGUAUUCAUACCAUUGAUCCCUAACAAGUGAGGCAUUUGUUUGGUAUUAAUGAGGCAUUGUUUUUCUUCUGUAUACAUGACAAUAGAUGUUGCUUUUAAAACACUUGCAAUCUGGUGUGGACACACAAACAUACAUACAUGUACCACAGUGAAAAGAAAAAUGCUCCUUUCCCCAAAAACAUUUCAUAAUUGAACUGUAUAUUUAUCUUCCUUUUGAAAAACUGAGACAAUACCUCACAUGCAGAAUUCCAUGCAAACAACUGGAUUUAUUUUGUGAUAGUCUGGACUCUAUCCAUAGUUUACAAUAUCAUUACCAUGGCAUAUAAUUAUGUCUUGUACAUGCAUAGUAUGAAAACAUGAUCUGCAUUAGAUGCUGUUUGUUUUUCAUUGUUGUGGGUCAAGAUGCUAACUUGUAGAGCCCUUAAAUCUAUCCUACCCUUGCAUUCCCCACACACACUUUUGUAUAAAUUUGGCAUCUGCACAUAUCACAACAUAACACAUUUCAGUAAGCUGCAAACUAAGGCACAGAUUUCAUGUUUCUGAUGACUUAAAUAAAACUAAGUUUGUUCUUCUCA